AUGUCGACUCCAAUGGAUGUAGAUAAUAAGCAGAAUAAACGUGCUGGCGAAGCUUCAUUGUCUAAUGUAUUAUCCAGACAACGAGUUCACUUUGGCAGUCUUGAAGAAUCUGAGCGUCAAAAUAGAAGGAAAACAGCCGCUACCGCAGAGGACUUAAAUGGGGUCUCUUUAGAAGAUUUAGUUGACAAUUCGAUGAAUUAUGAAUUGUCCGAGUCUUCUAAAAAGGCACGCGAAGAGCAUCAGGCAAUUUUAGACGAAUUUGAACGUAAGAAACGUGCUAGGACACUCGCUGUACCAACCGAUGAUGGACGUGUUCGAUCAAAGCUUAGAGAGCUUGGAGAACCACAAUGCUUAUUCGGAGAAGGCCCCGGAGAUAGGCGUGAUCGUUUAAGAUAUUUACUUUCAAAACAAGAAGGAACUGAAAUGGUACCUGAUGAAGAAGAAGAAACUGAAUCUGAGUCUGAGGAAGAAAAAGAAGAAGAGUUUUUCACCCAAGGAACCUUAAAAUUGCUAGAGGCUCGGCGAUGGAUGACAAGAUAUUCUUUACCCAAAGCAAGAGAUCGUCUUCAACGGCAACGUUUAGAAUACGAUAUGCCAUUACCUCAAAUAAAAUCAUUACGGAAAGAUUUAUUUGCAGGAUUAAAGUCUUAUGCAAAUUUCAGUUCUCAAAUUGGAGAUGACCGACCAAUUUCACAGUGCAUUUUUUCACCAGAUUGUAGUCUGAUUGCCACUGGUUCGUGGUCGGGAUUAUGUCGGAUAUGGAAUGUACCAAGUUGCGAUACAUUAGUUACUUUAAAAGGUCACACGGACCGAGUUGGGGGAGUUGCCUGGCACCCGCAAUCAACUCUCUCCAUUGAUAGGAAUGUAGUAAAUUUGGCGUCAGGAGGAGCUGAUGAGUUGAUUCAUUUGUGGUCACUGGAAAGUGAAUUACCCUUGGCAUCAUUACAAGGACAUACUGCCAGAGUAUCAAGGGUUGAUUUUCAUCCUUCGGGACGGUUUCUUGGGUCUGCCAGCUAUGAUACUUCAUGGCGUCUCUGGGAUGUUGAAACUACAGAAGAAUUACUUUUACAAGAAGGACAUUCAAGAGAAGUCUAUGCAAUUAAAUUUCAAAUUGAUGGUGCCUUAGUUGCUACUGGUGGAUUAGAUGCAAUAGGAAGAGUAUGGGAUUUAAGAACAGGCAGAUCUGCUAUGGUUUUGGAAGGACAUGUCAAAGAGAUUUUAUCCGUGGAUUUUUCGCCAAAUGGCUAUCAAGUUGCUACUGGAAGUGCUGAUAAUACAAUUCGAAUUUGGGAUAUUCGUACUUUGCGAUGCGCAUAUACUAUUGCUGCACAUAAAUCCCUUGUGUCAGAUGUAAAGUUUUUCAAUGGUUCAUUGGCAUUAGUAAGUGAAGAUUGUGUAAAUGGUAUUAAUCCCACAUUGUCCGGGUUGUAUUUAGUAAGUGGUGGAUAUGAUGGAUUUGUUAAUAUUUGGUCUGCAGACGAUUGGAAUCUGUUAAAAAGUUUAGCAGGUCAUGAUGGAAAAGUUAUGGCUGUAGACGUUUCUUCAGAUAAUAAGUUUAUUGCUUCUUCUGGAUUUGAUCGGACAUUUAAAUUAUGGUCAAAUGAAACUUUGCCAAUUUAA
Molecule: messenger RNA, 1620 nt
Organism: Funneliformis mosseae
Lineage: Eukaryota; Fungi; Glomeromycota; Glomeromycetes; Glomerales; Glomeraceae
Source: the annotation of a GenBank genome assembly